This is a messenger RNA of Ochlerotatus camptorhynchus, 4335 nucleotides long. Its product is annotated as transport and Golgi organization protein 1-like. The record is from RefSeq and is a predicted model, not a curated record. Gene Ontology annotation, cellular component: endoplasmic reticulum exit site; endoplasmic reticulum membrane. The transcript has 9 exons. Lineage: Eukaryota; Metazoa; Arthropoda; Insecta; Diptera; Culicidae. Gene Ontology annotation, biological process: endoplasmic reticulum to Golgi vesicle-mediated transport; vesicle cargo loading; protein secretion. Bases 55 to 3861 code for a protein of 1268 amino acids.
UUUGUGUGUGUUGAAAGGAGUGAUGUGGCUUUAUAAUAAGCAGCGAGAAAAAUCAUGAAAAACUUAAAUUUUGCUUGUUUUGUACAUAUUUCCUGUUUAGUUUUAGUGUUAACCGUAGCCGGAAGUAGUUCGAAAGAAUGCGGCGAUAAGGAUUGCAAGACUCCGAUUGCCAAAGGGUACGUAACGUUGCGCUACAUGGGCGGUGGCGGGCAGAAAGUCAAUCUGGCCCAAGGUGAAAAGCUGCUGAUUCUAGGGAGGAAUUUCGGAAAGGAUAGAGACUUUCUGGUGCAAAAGGCGGAUGGCAAAAUAGGAUUGGCCAGCACGAAAUUCGUCCGGGAGAGUGAGAUUCUGGUGCGAACGAAGGAUAGGAUUGAGAUUCCGGAUGUAGAGCUGCAAGCGCAAAUCGAUCCAUCGUCUACUACCGAGCAGAACGUGAUUGAUGGAACAACGAUUAACAAUGUUCAGUUAACGGAAAAACCAACGAUCGAACAAGAACCGGCGCCGGUUGAGGAAAAAACCCCAGAUUUAGAGGUCAUUCCUACGGGGAGUACUAUCAAUCAGGAACCAACAGGUCUUCCAACGGUGAAUAAGGAAACAGUAGAAACGAAUCCGACUGAAGGAAAAGAAACCGCAGCGGUACUAGAAGAAGAAGACGAAGAAGGUGAAGAUGACGAGGAAGAAGUCGAAGACGAGGGCGAUGAAGGUGAAGAUGAAGCUGAAAGUGAAACUGCCGAUCAAGAGGUGGGCAGUUCUACAGAGCAACCGGUGGAACGACCUAGUGAAGUUUUAGAAGAAGCAAAAGGAAACAUAGUGGAAAAUUUAAAUCAAGGUGAAGAAUCUGUGGAAAUUGUGGAAGAAAGUCAAGAUAGUUCCGAAACAGCAGAUCCUCCAGCGACUGAAGAAAGUAUCGCCUCUCCCGAGAAUACAUCCACAGUCGAACCAACGGCAACGGAAGCUCCUGUAGCUGAUGAACCUGCAGUUCCUCCAACCGAAGUUGUGGAAAUUACGACUCCAAGUUCUGUAGUGGAGCAGCCCACACAAACAAGUGAACCGGUUGAAGCUCCUACUACUGCUCAAGUCGUCGAAGAAACAACCCCUCCCAUAGCUGUUGUUGAUCUGAGGGAGGAAAUUCCUGUGACGGAGGAACCUGAGCUAAUCCCGGAGGCCUCAACCGCAGCAAGCACCAAUCAAAAUGUGAUUGAUGAAGCUACCCUAACUCCGGAAUCUGCAUUACCUCAACCACCACAUGGAUUACUGAGAGGAGGCCUGGGCAGUCUCCUGUCGCAUAGCCAUCAUCACCAUCAUCAUCACGGCCACGAUCACCAUCAUCAUCACGGUCACGAUCACCAUCAUCAUAAUAAUCAGGUGGAAGUAAAUGGGAACCAACUGGAACCGGAGAAACAUGAACACGAGUUACCGUUCAUCGGGGGAAUUGGACAAGAGUCGUUGGAAGAACUUCCGGAUCGGAAGCCUCUGGAGAAGGAACCGGAUUCCACAUCCAACGAAGAAACGGUUCAACAUCACGGUGAGCAGGAAAAAGUUGCUCCGGUUGCUCCUGAAGACGGAUACUGCGAUCAGCAGUCCUGCCCUCAGCCGAAUCCUGCGCAGCCCUCCCCUCAGCACCAGCACGCCAAUGGAUUCCACCAUUCGAUGGUGAAAGAUAGUGCCAACGUUAUGGAAGAGCAGCAGGAGCCUCUGCAGGAUGAGACGAUGUCAUCCUCCUUCGUGGACAAUCAGGAGGAAGAGGAAACGGAUUAUGCGAAGAUGUUCAUUGUUGAACUAAUCAAGUUGAGUGACUUGAUCUUGCUUCUGGGUAUAACAUCCUUCACGUUGAUCGUGUUCUCUCUAGGUCACUAUUUGAUCAACAAGAACCGCAAAGAGAAGCCGCUUAUAUAUAAGUUGAACAUGGUCGAACGGGAUUUGAUGGCAUCGCACAAGGAGAAUGCCAUGCUCAAGAGCGACCUGUCCGAAACGAAACACAAACUGAUCAGCAUCGAAAACAAUUCAUUCGGUUCGAACGAUAUGGUGAUCGCCCUCCGUCACGAACUGGAAGAUGCAGAGCAGGCCAAACUCGAACUGCAGGAACAGAUCGCUUCCCUGGAAAAGGAGCUGGAGAAUGCCGCCGAAGCUGGACUGGAGCUGAACAAAAUGGUCGCUGAACUGUUAAAUCAAAGUGGAAGUGAUUCGAUUGCCUUGACGGUGGAUGAACUACAGAGGCAACUGAACGAACAACAGCAAACGAUCCUUUCGAUGAACACGACCUUGGCUGACAAGAGUCGCGAGAACAGUGAACUCCAGAUUACCCUCGGCAAUCAGUCUGCCAAGUUCCAACAGGACAUGGAAGACCUGCAGCAAGCGUUGAACGAUAUUAAACUGGAGAAGAACAACAUGGAGAUCGAGCUGAACAAUAUCAAGAAUGGCCAGAGUUCACAUCUGGAGACGUUCAGAAAAGAAAUGAACGCUGAAAUCGCUAAACUGAACAAGGAGGUCAAAACUUACCAAGCGAAGUGGGAGGAGGGAAAGAAGGCUUUGAAUUCUGCCGAAGCAAAAGUGGAAGCACUGGAAGAUUGCAUCAAAGAUAUUAAGCGGGGCAAUACUGGUGGAACCGUCGAUGGGCUGAUCGUUUCGGCUGAAUUGAAGGCACAGGUAGCGGUUCUGAGUAAGGACAAACUCAACCUACAGGACCAAUUGCAGGGGGAGAUUGUUGCCCGACAACUGUUGGACGAUCAUGUUAAGAUCAUCAACGAGGAGAUUUCGUCCUUGAAGAAGGAAUUCAGUCAGGCCGAAAAGGAUAAGCUGGAAGCUGAAACUCGCCUGGAGGUACUGUCGUCGUACUUUAAAGACAAGGAAACGCAAUUGCAGAAGGAAUUAAGCAUCAAGGAAGCCAUGUGGAUGCAACAGCAGGGAGAAACAACCAGCACUGUCGAGAGGAUCCGACUGAUGCAGGACGAGAUUCAACAGCUAAAAUCCCAAAACGAUAAGCUGCGCGCCGAAAUCGAAGCUCAAGCCACUGCCCACAAAGCACAGUACACGGCGCUGGAGACACGAUCACACGAUGCCUGGCUAGCGGCCCGCCAAGCCGAACGCCGUCUCGAGGAAUCCCGCAACGAAUCCAGCGCACUGCGGCGUAAACUCACCGCCCUCGGGGAUGCCUCUGUCAAUAACUCAGUAUCCGAUGGUCUCAUGCCAAAUGUAGUUCCUCCGGCAGACAUGAACCUUACUGCCCCAUCACCCAUCCGAGUAGAAUCCCCCAAUGCUCCUCCCAUGAUGGGACUGCCUCCGCCUCCGUUCAUGCCUCCUCCGUUUGCACCUCCCUUCAUGCCCCCGUUCAUGCCUCCGCCGGGUCCGGGAGAGAUGCGUCCCGCUCCCCUUGGUCGCCUUAUGUCCCCUCCUCCGCCUAACCGAUACAGUCCUAGUCUGAUCGAUAGCCGCGAUCGGUACACCCCUGAACGAGGCCGGUACUCUCCGGACAGUCGCUACGAUUACUCUGUGAUGUCCAACUACGAAACGGAAACCGAUUUUAGUCCUCCGCCGUCUCCUCCGCCCCAUUCGCGGCGUUCCAAUUACGAUCGGGAGCGUGAUCACCACCGCUCGGAUCGGGACCACGACCUCCGGGAUCGAGACCGGGAUGUACGGGAACGCGACGGGCGCACGAGUGGCAGCGGAGGUGGAGUUGAUCGAAGCGGUGGCGCCGGUGGAUAUCCGAAAGCAUUUUCGCCACCCGGCAUGAGGACAACUUCCCCGCCCAUUCAGGAUCCUAGGAAUAAAAAAUAUCAAGGUGGUUUCAGUUCCGGCUCACAAGACUCGGUUGCAACCCGGAAGAGCGGCAAACAGUAUAAGAACAGUAAACCUUCGGCGUAAAUAUGACUUACGAACAAUUACCUUCUAUUUACAUGGUAGUGUAGUGGAAUCUUUCUGUAUCAUACGAAACGUUGUGUGUGUAUUAAGACGAAAAUGGAUUUCCUUCAUAAUGGGGUAAUGUUCGUUUAAGGAAAUUUCAAACUGAACAUAACCUCAACAACUAAAAAUCAGUUCCAAAAUCAUCGUCUCAGAAGUGGACUAUCUAUAUCCAAUGUAGAUGAUUUGAUUGAUCCUCAAAUCACUCUUGAAAAUCAAAGUACUUGUGUCACAUCGAAGGAAAAAGUGUAAAUUUAGAUAAAAAAGGAUUUUGUUAAAAUAAGCAUUUAUGAUUAAAAAACGAGUUUAAAUGAAUUUAUUUUCCCCACCUUUGUACAAAACAUAAAGUACUGCUGCAAUAGUUAACUGACGUGGUGAAUGAUAGCAAACAUAAACCAACAAGUUAUUCAAUAAUCAAAAUCAUAUUUAUACAAAAAA